ACAUUAUUGUAUUGACUGUUUCUCCACAACAGCUCCACUGUGGCCACCAGGGUCAUUAACUGUAGAAGUAGUACUGCAUCUCCAUACUUCAGAAAGUUGUAAUUGAUUUAAAAGUUGAAACAUUAAUAUUAAUGAGGUGUUUGGAAGUUGCCGACAUCAGCUGCAGGUUCCUGUAUAUAAAGAAAAGGUACCUCAAGCUGUUGUCUUCAAAACCCUGGCUCCUGACCCCAACGUGGGCUGCUGGGUUUCACUCUGGGCCACAGGAACAUUCUUCACAGCAGUUGUGUUCUAACGUGCCACUGUGUUGAUGAACUCAUGUUUGGCUAAUGUUGCAGAGGCAUCUGUGAACUCAAAGUGUGGGUCCUGACCCUGACUGGACCCUUUGAGAACCACCUGAUUCUCUCAGUAACUAGGCUGCAGUGGUAGUACGCUAUUCAAAACCAUGACUUCAAGUUGUUCAAAUGUCUUUGAGGCCUCGUAGCCUGGAAUCCCAGACCUGGGAAAACAAGGUAUUUCCCAGUUGGACAGGAAUGAAUCCAAAGUACCUUUGAACCAUUUUUCACAGAGGCAAAAGACGCCCAUUAAAAAGUUCAUUUCUUACCCAGACACAUACAUAACUCAAGCCCAUGGUGUGAAGAGCAGAGAGAUGUUUAACACAAACACAGCAGCCUAAUGAGCCGCGGUGAUGAAUCAGUGCUUAUUACUUCAGAGGCCGUUGGCUUUGAAUGAACACUUAUUUCUCCCGUGAUCUAACCAAAGCCAGCGGUCUCCUUUUUCAUGCCACUACUUUAAACCAAUAAGAUUGAACGUAGCUCUCCAUCCGACCAAUCAUAGGAGAUCCGAGGGAAAACGCUGCUCCUGGAGCCGUUGUACCGAUAAAGCAGCAGCAUCAUCCUCCUCUUCCUCCUCCUCCUCCUCCUCCGCGGCGAAGCAUCGCUCGUGCAGAGGUUCUCUGUGAGAGAUGGGACGCAGGAAGUCCAAGAGGAAGCCGCCGCCGAAGAAGAAGAUGACGGGGAACCUGGACACUCAGUUCACCUGUCCAUUCUGUAACCACGAGAAAUCCUGUGAUGUCAAGAUGGAGCGGACUCGGAACACGGGGAUCAUAUCGUGCACCGUUUGUUUGGAGGAGUUCCAGACGCCGAUAACUUAUCUGUCCGAGCCCGUCGAUGUCUACAGCGACUGGAUCGAUGCCUGUGAAGCAGCCAAUCAGUAGUCACGUGUGUUUUCUCACGUGUGUUUUCUCACCUUCGUUUUCUCACGUUUUCUGUCAUCUUCAAUGCUUUUUCUGAACAGGACACACGGCCUUCUGGCUGGGCCAGAGGUUUGACCUGUUGCUAUGACGACAACACCUUAAACUCAGUUCUCUAGUUUGUCAUUCAGUUAAAAUAGUAUUAUUUACUUGACAUUAAACCUCUUUGUAUGUGGAAUAAGUUUUAAAACACCAGCAAGUGUCGAGUUCAAAACGUUUUUGGUUAAUGACACAGUGGUAAUAACUCAUUAGUUUUCAGCAGCAUGUUUUAAACUGUUCAAUUAUAACAUUUUUUAUUGAUUUAAGUGUAUUUUAAUGUUGUAUAAAUAAUGAUUGCAAAACA
Cynoglossus semilaevis (tongue sole) is the source of this 1592-nucleotide messenger RNA. RefSeq names its product elongation factor 1 (gene elof1). Lineage: Eukaryota; Metazoa; Chordata; Actinopteri; Pleuronectiformes; Cynoglossidae. The transcript is spliced from 4 exons. Gene Ontology annotation, biological process: transcription elongation by RNA polymerase II. Gene Ontology annotation, molecular function: RNA polymerase II complex binding. The coding region runs from base 962 to 1213 and encodes 83 amino acids. Gene Ontology annotation, cellular component: transcription elongation factor complex. The record is from RefSeq and is a predicted model, not a curated record.